This is a messenger RNA of Effrenium voratum, 1572 nucleotides long. The record is from the annotation of a GenBank genome assembly. Lineage: Eukaryota; Dinophyceae; Suessiales; Symbiodiniaceae.
AUGCUUGUGCUGUUGCUGUCACUACUGCCCCUGGCAGACUCUGGAAGCUGCUCUGCCGGCACGGCCUACCUGCAGCUGCAGGGCAACGUGCAACGGACCGUGCAGAUCGGCGGCUGCAGCGCCGUGGCCUCCGAGCUAGGUGCCACAGAUGCUUUGUGCUCCGAAACCUGUGGCUACCUUGCUCCUGGCCAAUGGCCGUGUGGUGAAGGAGGCCCCUGCGUUUGCGGGGCAACAACCACCGCCACCCCAACCACAGCCACCCCAACCACAGCCACCACCACAGCAGCAAGCACCACCACAACAACCACGACGACCACCACAACUGCCACAACGACCGCCGCUGCCACAACUAGCGUCGGCAGCACUCUUCCCCCGUCUUCCCUUGUUGAGCAGACGGUUCAGGCCUUGCAGAAUUCCAACUCCGCCGGCGUAUUUCAGUACGACACCGGCAACGGCUGGCUGGAGUCCGACAUCUACACCUGGCCCGACAUGAUCGAGGCGGUGCGGGUGAUGGCCACCAGCGGUGUGGGCCAGCUGAAGCUGUGGCUGGGAGACUCGGACCACGUCUAUGGCCUGGUGAACGUCGCAGCCUUCCUGGCCCAGUGCAUGCAGGAGACCAUCCAGUACAAUGCCUGUGAUGAGAACAACUGGAGUGACAAGAGCGUGGUGGCAGAAGCUGGUGGCUCCACCUACUCCUCAACGUCUUCCUGCGGGCAGCUGCACCAGUCCUACCAGGACUACGGGUGCUCAGCGGAGGAAGACGCCUUGGCGGGCGGCCGCAUGGCCUGCGAGGUGGACCCCAACAUGGAGAUGAGGGCCUUCACCCAGGCUGGCUGGUACGGGGCGCCUGCCCGGCUGUUUUGCGCUCCCAAAAGCAAGGUGCCCAAGGCGCCGCGCUGGGACUUCAGCAGCCCCUGGUGCCCUCAAGAAGGCGGUUGGGGGUACGAGCCGCCUUUUGCGGACGAGGUGGAGCUGGGCACCUACUUCGACUAUGUGAACUCGGGCGGAGGCUGCAAGGACUACCAGGGCAUCAAGACGGGCGGCUGGACCUUUGAGGGCUCUGGCUGUGUGGACGGCGCCUGUCCGGGAGCAGAUGCCCCACUCUUCGGACAGCCGGAAGGCCGCACAGACGUAGAGGGCUGCUGCUGGUGGGGCAGAGGGGUCAUCCAGACCACGGGCACUUGCAACUUUGGAAAGCUGAACUUCUUCAUGGGCAAGCGUGCAGCGGAUGAGAACCGCGCCGCAAUUUAUCCCUCCAUUGACUUCUGCAAGAACCCCAACUCCAUCUGCGACCCGAGCAGCCCGCCGGAGCUCAAAUGGGUCGCAGGCAUGUUCUACUGGCUCAAUGCCGUGCAGCCAUACAACUCAGGAGGCUGGAACUACAAGACCGAGCUGAAGAAGUGGGUUGAUGGUGGAAUGAAGAUGAGUGACACGUCCUUCAUCAACGGUGCGUCAGGCAUUGUCAACCGUGGCUGCCACAACCCACCAAACUGCGGCACGGGCGAGCUUCAUGCUGGCCCCGAGCGAGCCACCAAUUUUCAGAAGGUGCUGAAGGCAAUGGGAUUAAUUUGA